AUGACACCUCGUUAUCCAAAAUGGCAACCAGGUGAUCCAAAACAUCGAAUAUUUUUUCCUGAAUUUUGGAUGAGAAUUAUGAGACCACAAGAAAAUCGUCCAUUAAGACCGAAUGUUGUUCGUUUUGAAUGCCAUAUUGAAAUGACUAAAAAUGAUAUAAAACAAUAUUUAGAAAAGAUCUAUAAAGUCGAGACACUCGAUGUAACAACAAUUAUUCAACAAGGUAAAGAAAAUCGUCAUCCAAUAACAUCAGAAAUAAUUGAUCCUGAUCCAGAUAAAAAAUUUGCUUAUGUAUUUUUGAAAAAUGAAACAUUUGAUUAUCCGGAUUUAUGGCGUGGUAAAAUGCCAUCUGAUGAACUUCUUAGAGAUGAACGACGUAUGGUAUCAGCUACGAGUAAACAAAAUGCUCAAUUAAUUCACCGACCUGGUAUAUCUAAUUGGUUUCGUUAA
This is a messenger RNA of Adineta steineri, 450 nucleotides long. Lineage: Eukaryota; Metazoa; Rotifera; Eurotatoria; Adinetida; Adinetidae. The record is from the annotation of a GenBank genome assembly.